AUGGACACCGUCCUGAAACCCUUAACAAACCUAAAGUUGGGCUUAAACAAUACUUUUGCCGGUAAAGAACCAUGGCAGAUUGUCACUUAUACAACUACAACCGUUCUCUUCGUUGUGUGGCUCCACGACUUCGUGCAUCAGGACGAGAGUGUCGUUCAAAGGGCGAAGAAGACUGUCUUUAAAUUAGCCAAACUGAUACCAAGUAUACGUCAGAGAAUUGACAACGAAUUAAAGUCUGUGAGAGAGACGUUUGAGAAAAGUACGAUUGAGAAGACUAAGCAUCUGACAUACACGACGUCGUUGCCGUCGAAGCGGUUGUCUCCAGAGGAGAUUUUGGAUGUAGUCAAGGAACAUUUAAAGUUGGGCGACUAUGACUGGAAAGGCGGACUUGUCUCUGGAACUGUUUACUACCACAACCCAGAUCUAAUCAAAUUGAUAACAGAUGUUUAUGGCAUGACUUCCUACACCAACCCCUUACACCCUGAUGUUUUCCUGGGUCUUUGUAAAAUGGAGUCUGAAGUGGUACGAAUGGCCUGUAAUUUAUUCCACGGCGACGAAAAUGCCUGUGGUACAAUGACCACCGGCGGCACAGAAUCCAUCCUUAUGGCCUGCAAAGCCUACCGAGACUACGCCCGCGAAGUCAAAGGAAUACGAAAACCCGAAAUAGUCCUCCCCAAAACAGCCCAUUCCGCGUUCGAUAAAGCGGCCCAGUAUUUCCGUCUUAAAGUAAGAGCGAUUCCUGUGGACCCUGUUACAACGAAAGUCAAUAUUAGAGCAAUGAAACGUGCCAUUAAUUGUAACACGAUUAUGUUGGUAGGAUCGGCCCCUAACUUCCCGUACGGAACAAUGGAUGAUAUUUCGGAAAUUUCAGCGUUAGGAGUCAAAUAUAACGUGCCUGUACAUGUCGAUUCUUGUCUUGGCGGUUUUUUGACAGUUUUUAUGGAAGAUGCGGGAUAUCCUGUACCUUUGUGUGAUUUUAGGUUGCCUGGAGUCACCAGCAUAUCCGCCGAUACGCAUAAGUAUGGGUUUGCGCCUAAGGGAUCGUCUGUGAUACUUUACCGGGACGUGAAAUAUCGUCACCAUCAGUUCACUGUAACUACAGAUUGGCCUGGAGGUGUCUAUGGUUCGCCUACUGUUUGUGGUUCCAGAGCUGGCGGUAACAUAGCAGUGUGUUGGGCCGCAAUGCUUAGUUUUGGUAAAGAAGGUUACAUUCAAGCUACUAGGGAUAUUAUUCAUACCACCCAUUAUAUAGAAAAAGGGUUGCGAAGAAUGAAAGGUAUAUUUAUAUUUGGUCAACCUGCUACAAGUGUGAUAGCUUUGGGUUCUGAAGACUUCAACAUUUACAGACUUGGGGGGGCUCUGAAUGACCUUGGGUGGAAUUUGAACGUUCUACAAUUUCCUUCAGGGAUCCAUUUAACCGUUACACAUGUUCACACCCAACAAGGCGUCGCGGACAAAUUCUUGAAUGAUGUCCAAAACAGUCUUACGGAAAUUUUGAAGACACCAGAUGUACCAGUGGAAGGAAAAAUGGCGAUAUACGGAGUGGCUCAAAGUUUGCCAGACAGGUCAAUAGUCACUGAUUUUACACGAGUGUUUUUAGAUUCCAUGUAUUAUACUCCCAAACAGUAACUAGGUACUUAUACAUCACACUAUAAAUGGUCUAAUAUAUAAUAUAUUGUACUGAAAAGAGGUAAUAGAUACAUUUUAUGGA
Molecule: messenger RNA, 1711 nt
Organism: Zophobas morio
Lineage: Eukaryota; Metazoa; Arthropoda; Insecta; Coleoptera; Tenebrionidae
Product: sphingosine-1-phosphate lyase
Exons: 9
Coding region: 1-1629 (542 amino acids)
Biological process (GO): carboxylic acid metabolic process; sphingolipid catabolic process
Cellular component (GO): endoplasmic reticulum
Molecular function (GO): sphinganine-1-phosphate aldolase activity; pyridoxal phosphate binding
Source: RefSeq, a predicted model, not a curated record